Arabis nemorensis is the source of this 1611-nucleotide messenger RNA. NCBI's taxonomy places the organism in Eukaryota, Viridiplantae, Streptophyta, Magnoliopsida, Brassicales, Brassicaceae. The record is from the annotation of a GenBank genome assembly.
AUGUAUCCAAAAUUUCAGAUCUCCGGUGAAGCUUUCAGGGCUUUGGGUUUGAAGAUGAAGAUUCUGAUAACAGUCUUCUUUAGUUGCUUGCUAAUUUGGUCUAUAAUGUUACUACCAUUCUCAAACAACUUCAACAAUCAACUUCUUGAUGUUACAACCAACGUAGAAUCAAAGGAAUCCGAAACACCGACGGACAAACUGAUCGGAGGGCUUUUAACCGCGGAUUUCGAUGAAGGUUCUUGCUCGAGUAGAUAUCAAAAAACUUCCUUGUAUCGCAAGCCUUCACCAUACAAACCGUCUGAAUACCUAGUUUCUAAGCUUAGAAAGUAUGAGAUGCUUCACAAGCGUUGCGGUCCAGGCACAGAAGCUUACAAGAAAGCAACAGAGCAUCUUGUUCAUGAUGAGUAUUAUGGAAGCAAUGGUGAAUGCAGAUACAUUGUGUGGAUCGCGGGUUACGGGCUAGGAAACCAAUUACUUACUCUUACUUCUGCGUUCCUCUACGCUCUCUUGACAGAGAGAAUCAUUCUUGUUGACCAACGCAAAGAUAUUAACGAUCUUUUAUGCGAGCCAUUUCCAGGUACUUCAUGGUUGCUUCCUCUUGACUUUCCAAUAGUGAAACAGAUUGAUUAUGGAUACAACAAGGAAUACUCUCGUUGUUACGGAACAAUGGUGAACAAUCAUGCCAUCAACUCGACUUCAAUCCCGCCACAUCUAUAUCUUCAUAACCUCCAUGAUUCAAGGGAUGAAGAUAAAAUGUUCUUCUGCCAAAAGGAUCAAAGUUUGAUCGACAAAGUCCCUUGGUUGAUCAUUAAAUCCAAUGUGUAUUUUGUUCCAUCUCUAUGGUUUAAUCCAACUUUCCACACCGAACUAGUCAAGCUUUUCCCGCAGAAAGAUAACGUCUUUCACCAUUUGGCUCGGUAUCUGUUACACCCGACAAAUCAAGUUUGGGGCAUGGUCACAAGGUACUACCAUGCUCACUUAUCCAAAGUAGACGAGACACUCGGUAUUCAAAUACGGGUUUUCAGACAAGACGCUGGAUAUUUUCAACACGUCAUGGACCAGGUCGUAGGCUGUACACAAAGAGAGAAGCUGUUGCCUGAACUGGCUACACAAGAAGAUUCAAAAUUCAAUAUAUCGAAUACCCCGAAACUUAAAUCUGUUCUUGUCACAUCUCUGUAUCCAGAGUACUCUGACAACUUAAAGAACAUGUAUUGGGAGCGACCAAGUUCAACAGGAGAGAUUAUACAAGUUUAUCAGCCAAGUGGGGAAAGAGUUCAGCAAACAGACACGAAGGCUCACGACCAAAAGGCGCUUGCGGAAAUCUAUCUUCUGAGCUUAACCGAUAACAUUGUCACAAGUGCAAGAUCUACAUUUGGAUAUGUUGCAUAUAGUCUUGGAGGAUUAAAGCCAUGGUUACUUUACCAGCCAACGGGUGAUGCAACUCCUGAUCCACCGUGUGUUCGAUCCAAGUCGAUGGAGCCUUGUUACCUUACUCCUCCGUCUCAUGGAUGUGAAGCUGACUGGGGAAAAAACUCGGGGUUGAUUGUUCCUUUUGUUAAGCAUUGUGAGGAUAUUAUGUAUGGUGGGCUUAAGCUAUAUGAUGAAUUAUAG